GCACUCUAUAUAUAUUGCAAUAACAGAAACUCUGAAUUUUGAGACGUUCCCUCCAUUCUUUAACCUUUGAUGAAAGAAUUUUGAUAGAAGAAUUGGAAGAAGAAGAAGAAGAUAAGAAUGUCAGAUUAUAUGGACGAUGCUGAGGUUGAUAAAGAGGCUGAUCUACCUGAUGAAGAUGAUGGUAGAAGGGUUCACCGGGAGGAUGGACAAAAAGACGAGGAAGCUCUAGAUAGAAGCAUUAAAGCAAGGUAUGCAAGGUCAAGUCACAUGGAAUAUGAGUAUGACGAAGAAAUGGCAGAGGUGGUGCAACAAGCUCUUUCUCCAUCUGUUCAGGAUCCAAAAUUAUGGAUUGUGAAAUGUGUGAGUGGUUGUGAACGAGAAGCAGCUGUUCGCCUUGUGCAAAAGUGUACUGAUAAGGGAGCUGGGUUGCAAAUCUGUUCUGCUGUUUACCUUGAUUAUUUCAAGGACCAUAUCUUUAUUGAAGCAGACAAGGAGGCCCAUGUGAGGGAGGCAUGCAAAGUUCUGGGUAAUUUAUAUGCGCAGAAAAUAGCACGGGUUCCAGUUACAGAUUUGCUUGAUUGUCUCUCAUCUGCAAGCAAGGCACUAGGUCCUUCAAGGGAUAUGUGGGUUAGAAUGAAGUUUGGAUCAUACAAAGGAGACCUUGCUGAAGUAGAAGAUGUGGAUGAUGUGCGACAGAGAGUGACAGUGAAGUUAAUUCCAAGGAUUGACUUACAGGCUCUUGCAAAUAAACUGGAGGGCAAAGAGGUUGCCAAAAAGAAAGCUUUUGUCCCCCCGCCUCCGCCACGGUUUAUCAAUGUAGAUGAAGCUAGAGAACUACAUAUUCCUGUGAAACGAAUAAAGGACGCUAUAAGUGGUGAUUAUAUUGUAAUAAUUGGUGGGAUGAUGUUUAGAGACGGGUUCUUGUAUACAACAGUGUCGAUGAAAUCAAUUAGUGCUAGGAACAUCAAACCAACUCUUGAUGAACUUGAAAAAUUUAGAAAGCCUGGGGAGUAUGAUGGCGAUACUGUCACGAAGCGUCACUUUGUCAAGGGCGAUGCAGUUAUUGUCGUCAAGGGAGAAUUGAAAAACCUUAAGGGAUGGGUAGAGAAAGUUGAUGAAGAGAAUGUACAUAUUAGACCUGAUAUGGAGGACCUUCCGAGAAUUAUUGCGGUCAAUGAGAAGGAGCUUUGCAAGUAUUUUGCACCGGGUAAUCAUGUGAAGGUUGUAUCUGGUACCCAGGAGGGUGCAAGUGGCAUGGUUAUUAAGGUUGAGCAGCACGUUCUCAUCAUUUUGUCGGAUACGACCAAGGAACAUAUCCGUGUUUUUGCUAAUGAUGUUGUGGAAAGAUCUGAAGUGACCACUGCCAUCACGGAACUUCGAGAUGAACUUCAUGAUCUUGUGCUGUCAGAGUGAGUGUUAUACUUCCAGAAAAAUUGCUGUUUUCUCAAUUAAUGGUAGGGGUUGUUAAUAUUUUUUUUUCCCAAGUAUACUUUCUCUGCUGUCAAUGAAACUAGUACCGAACUCUUGCGAUGCUUCGGGUUAUCCGGUUGUAAAACUCAAAACACUAUUUUGAAAGUCCAAAUCAGUUAAUAUCGUAAAAGUACGCA
Messenger RNA from Mercurialis annua (annual mercury), 1607 nucleotides. Its product is annotated as putative transcription elongation factor SPT5 homolog 1. Gene Ontology annotation, biological process: transcription elongation by RNA polymerase II; regulation of transcription by RNA polymerase II; regulation of DNA-templated transcription elongation. The transcript is spliced from 9 exons. The record is from RefSeq and is a predicted model, not a curated record. Lineage: Eukaryota; Viridiplantae; Streptophyta; Magnoliopsida; Malpighiales; Euphorbiaceae. The coding region runs from base 118 to 1413 and encodes 431 amino acids. Gene Ontology annotation, molecular function: mRNA binding; structural constituent of ribosome. Gene Ontology annotation, cellular component: DSIF complex; ribosome.